UAAUUGAUUACAUGGGAUAGAAGAGAAAACAAAAACCCGAGGGACAAGCAGCGAUCAUAUAUUUCGAAGUAACCGUUGUGCCCCCAUUUCUAUUUUCGACCAUCUCUUCCUUCCUCCUUUAUUUUUCCUCUCCUAGCUUUUUCCAUAACUCCAUCUCCUUCUUGACGCAAUAAAAAAAAAGAGCAGGAAAGGCGAGGGUUAUAAUUUUUAGCUGUGAAAAGAGAUGAUUCCGCAGCAAUGGGCACCGCCGUGUAACAAUCAGUGCACCCAUAAAUACGCUGCUCUCAUGCAAAUCCCUUGGAGAGUUUUCUGCAAAAAAGGAUGUGAUGCUGAUGGCGAGUCAUGGGAUGAAUGUUUGUCAGAAUGUGAGGAAAUAUGCUAUAAAAAUCCAGUUCUGAAGGAUCAACAGUGGAGUGCUUACAUUGAUCGAUCCCCUGGUGCUGCCAGCUGCUCUGAGGAAUGCUUUCAUGCUUGUGUAGCUGGCUGCGGAUACAAGUUUGAUGUUCCUUCCCAAAAAGUCGAUCAAAUCCAUCCGAGCAAGCCUCUCAAGCCUCCUCCCAAAGAGAAGCCGGCCAUGCCUGCUGUUAAAAGAAUACCACCCCUUGAAUCCAGCCAACUCAUUGAUGAUGUACCUGGGACUUCCGCGUAGCAGCAGUGGAUCUAACAGUUGCGAUAACUGGGAAUCUAACAAUAGAUUUUGAUGAUGUACCUGGGACUUCCACAUAGCAGCGGUGGAUCUAACAGUUAAGAUAACUGGGAAUCUAACAAUAGAUGUAUUUGGAAAGAAUGCAUUUUUCUUAUUUACUAGGAUUACUAGCAUGAUUCUAAGUUUUGUCACAGCAUAUUAGAUGCAGUAGUAAUUUUUGGUCUUUUUGGAAAAUUGGCAAGAAAUUUAAAAUUUAACAAUCAUAGACCAGUGUUUCAUGUUAUGAGCUUUUUGUACUACGUAGCUAAAAAUGUAA
Nicotiana attenuata is the source of this 962-nucleotide messenger RNA. RefSeq lists its product as uncharacterized. The transcript is spliced from 5 exons. The coding region runs from base 224 to 649 and encodes 141 amino acids. The record is from RefSeq and is a predicted model, not a curated record. NCBI's taxonomy places the organism in Eukaryota, Viridiplantae, Streptophyta, Magnoliopsida, Solanales, Solanaceae.